CUUGGUGCAUUUGAUAUUUGGAACUGUGCUUGUGAUUUUAGAUUCUGUUUAUAUUUUUUGGGUUUGUCCUUCUCAUAUUGCUUUUCUACAAAUGUUGCUAUGGAUUUUGGGAUUAAGCUUCUGAUUUUGAUUUCCCACAAUUGAAAAAUCGUGCUUUUGUUAUCUGGGUUUUCUCGUCUUGGUCAUCUUUUUUAUAUUCCGAAGAACUUGUUUGUGUAAGCAACCCCAUUGGAGUUGUUCUAAAAGGUCUUCUUGUUUUAGAGCGCUGUCUUGAAGAUCGUAAUUGUGUUUUCAUUUGGCCCCUUCAAUCAACUUUACCUAUCCCUUACCUUAACUUUUCAACCUCGCCAACAGCAUCAAAUACUAUAAUAGACCUCUGUUUACAUUAAUUUUUCCAUGGAAGCUCAACAGAUUAUUUCCAGAUUUUGCCCAAAAUCAUCACUAGCGCCAUCAAUUCCAAUGGUGAAGCAACCGUUCUCUUUAAAUUUCCCUCCUCUACACUCUUUAUCGUCAUACCCUUUUCUCCAGUCUCAGAAUCUUGGCUUCCCUACUGGAGCUUUACAUGCUAUCAGCUUUGUGCACAAAGAAGUUUGUUCUAGUUCUUGGAGAAUAUGGUGUAGCAAGAGUAGUAGUAGUACUGCAGAACCAGAGGAGGACCAUGAGGUGAGGGCUCAGGUCACAGUGAGAAGGAAAAAGCUAGCAGUUUUCGUGUCUGGGGGAGGAUCCAACUUUAGAUCAAUUCACGAGGCCUCUAAAAAGGGAUCGCUUCAUGGAGAUGUUACUGUAUUGGUCACAAAUAAAAGUGAGUGUGGAGGUGCACAGUAUGCAAGAAAUAAUGGUAUCCCAGUUAUAUUGUUCCCUAAAGCAAAGGAUGAACCCAAAGGAUUAUCUCCUUGUGACCUUGUUGAUACACUAAGGAAAUUCGAGGUGGAUUUUGUUCUUUUAGCUGGAUACCUCAAACUGAUACCCGUAGAAUUGAUCCGAGCUUUUGAAAGAUCUAUAUUCAACAUUCAUCCAUCACUUCUUCCAGCUUUUGGAGGCAAGGGCUACUAUGGCAUGAAGGUUCAUAAAGCAGUAAUUGCUUCUGGAGCAAGGUUUUCAGGUCCAACCAUUCAUUUUGUUGAUGAACACUAUGACACCGGGCGUAUCCUUGCACAACGUGUGGUCCCUGUGCUUGCUAAUGAUACUGCAGAGGAGUUGGCUGCAAGGGUUCUCAAUGAGGAGCACCAAUUAUAUGUUGAGGUGGUGGAGGCUUUAUGUGAAGAGCGUAUCGUUUGGAGGAAAGAUGGUGUUCCUCUCAUCCAAAGCAGAGAAAACCCCAAUGAGUUUCUCUGAUUAUCAUUAAUAUGGGGAUUUUGGUUGUGAAAACUUCACAUUUACCCCAAAGCUGUUGUAGUUAAUGAAUUGUAACUAUUAGGUAGGUAAUUUCUGGUGCACUGAUAUCAUAUCUCUAAGGCAACAUAUAAUAAGCAAGAAAUCACAAACUUAUCUUCUGAUCUGAUCUGCAUAAACUGUUGUAUGCUCUUGGUAGAUUUUAAUAUCAGGUCAUGGAGCAUAUUUUUGGAGUCCUUUUUUUCCCUGCACAGGUUUCCAUGAACAUGUCAUGAUUUUGCUUCUUAAUAAAGAAAUUAUCUACUAUACUAUUUGGAUGAGAAA
This is a messenger RNA of Vigna unguiculata (cowpea), 1656 nucleotides long. RefSeq names its product phosphoribosylglycinamide formyltransferase, chloroplastic (gene PUR3). Gene Ontology annotation, cellular component: chloroplast; cytoplasm. Gene Ontology annotation, molecular function: phosphoribosylglycinamide formyltransferase activity. Gene Ontology annotation, biological process: 'de novo' IMP biosynthetic process. The record is from RefSeq and is a predicted model, not a curated record. NCBI's taxonomy places the organism in Eukaryota, Viridiplantae, Streptophyta, Magnoliopsida, Fabales, Fabaceae.